GAAGCAGAUUCCCGACCACUUUCGAUCGUCUUUCUACCUAAAGCCAUCGCUCUACUUCUCCAUCGCGUCGCGUUGCGUUGAAGCAAUCGUUCUCCUCUCUCUCCCGGCGCUACAUUUCUCGAGCCAUCUUCUCCCCACGGGGAACUGUGUCUGCAAUCGGAUGGAGCGAUAUUGGAGUGGAAGCAGUAUCAACAAGAACAAAGAAAUGGUGGAGCAUCUGCGGAACUAUGGAGUGAUAAAAUCACAGAAAGUGGUAGAAGUAAUGGAAACAAUCGACAGAGCUUUGUUUGUGCCUGAGGGCACUCCCCCGUAUGUCGACAGCCCUAUGCAGAUUGGGUACAAUGCCACAAUCUCUGCGCCUCAUAUGCAUGCUAUGUGCCUUGAGCUGUUGGAGAACCAUUUGAAGCCUGGGAUGCACGCACUGGAUGUUGGUUCUGGGACCGGAUACUUGACUUCUUGCUUCGCUGCAAUGGUCGGGCCACAAGGUCGCACUGUGGGCAUCGAACAUAUUCCUGAGUUGGCCGAGUUUUCUAUCAAAAAUAUCGAAAAAAGCGCUGCAGCCCCUUUGAUGAAAGAUGGAUCACUUGCAAUCCAUGUUGCUGAUGGGAGGCAAGGAUGGCCCGAGUUCGCGCCAUAUGAUGCCAUACAUGUUGGCGCCGCAGCUCCUUCUAUCCCUCCAGCACUUACCGAGCAAUUAAAGCCCGGUGGCAGAUUAGUGAUUCCUGUGGGAAAUGUCUUCCAAGACCUGAAAGUUGUCGACAAGAAAAUGGACGGCACACUGACCGUUCAAAGCGAGACUUCUGUUCGCUACGUGCCCCUUACAAGCCGGGAAGCUCAGUUACGCGGAUCCUAGUAGCCGUUAUUUCCCUUCAUUGCCCUUUGCCAUGUAUAAAUAUAAUGCAGACACUCAAAACAUUGUCGUCUUAAUAAACGCACGCCAUAUUUCAUUCA
Messenger RNA from Andrographis paniculata, 951 nucleotides. Its product is annotated as protein-L-isoaspartate O-methyltransferase 1-like. Lineage: Eukaryota; Viridiplantae; Streptophyta; Magnoliopsida; Lamiales; Acanthaceae. The transcript is spliced from 4 exons. Gene Ontology annotation, cellular component: cytoplasm. Bases 161 to 853 code for a protein of 230 amino acids. The record is from RefSeq and is a predicted model, not a curated record. Gene Ontology annotation, molecular function: protein-L-isoaspartate (D-aspartate) O-methyltransferase activity. Gene Ontology annotation, biological process: protein modification process.